This is a messenger RNA of Stegastes partitus (bicolor damselfish), 1380 nucleotides long. RefSeq names its product zinc-alpha-2-glycoprotein-like. Gene Ontology annotation, cellular component: external side of plasma membrane. The record is from RefSeq and is a predicted model, not a curated record. Bases 63 to 1253 code for a protein of 396 amino acids. NCBI's taxonomy places the organism in Eukaryota, Metazoa, Chordata, Actinopteri, Pomacentridae. Gene Ontology annotation, biological process: immune response. The transcript has 9 exons.
UCAGCGAAUAACUCACUCAGGUCGAAACUCAGCGUUCAGCUGUAGUUUAUCAAUAAAACAAGAUGAUGAAGUCGUUUAUCGCUGUUUUUACUCUCUUUUGCCACGUAGCAUUUCCAGUAAAACACUCGCUGAAGUUCAUGUUCACCGGGUCGUCUGGAGUGCCAAAGUUCCCAGACUUUUUGGGUGUUGUGAAUGUUGAUGAGACUGAGAUGGUUUACUGGGCCGGCAACAUCCAAAACCUCCCACAACCAAAACAAGACUGGCUGAAAAUCUUCAAGGAAAAACAUUCAGAGCUCAAAUAUUUGCACAGUCACUGCAUCGAUGAACAAACAUUCUUCAGAAAAAACAUCAAGGAUCGGAUGAAGCAUCGCAGUCAGACUGGAGGUGUCCACACCUUUCAGAGGCUAUACGGCUGUGAAUGGGAUAAUGAGACUGAAGAGAAUAAUACUUUUGAUCAUUUUGGCUACGAUGGAGAAGACUUUGUCGCAGUCAGCCAGAAGAUGGGCACGUGGACAAAUGUCAACCAACGCAAUCUGGACAAUGAAAAAAAGCACAUUCAAAGCUUCCUCACCACAGUGUGUUUGGACAAGCUGAAGAAGUAUCUGGACUACGGGAGGAGCUUCCUGCAGAGAACAGAUCUUCCCUCAGUGUCUCUCCUCCAGAAGACUCCCUCCUCUUCGGUCAGCUGCCUCGCUACAGGUUUCUACCCCGACAGAGCCAACUUGUCCUGGAGGAGAGACGGAGUGGAGCUUCUUGAGGACAAAAACCUCAGACUGAUCCUCCCCAAUCAUGAUGGAACCUUCCAGUGGAACGUUGUCCUAAACCUUUCAGUCAAACCUGAAGACUGGAUGAGGUUUGACUGUGUGUUUCAGCUGUCUGGUGUCAAAAACAGCAUCAUCGUUAAACUGGACAAAACUGCCAUCAAGACCAACAGAGAUUACUACAUCUGUAAGACUCCUGAUGAGACCAACACCCACAUCAUUGUUGCAGCGCUUGUUUUUACCAUUUUCCUCAUCGUUAUCCUCAUAUUCAUCGUAUACAAAACUUUGACAGAUUCAGAUGACUAUCAGACACUGCCGCCAAGUAAUCAUUUAAAAUAUCUCUCUAUUGCUGCACUGAUUGUUGCUCUCAUCCUCAUCGUUUUACAUGGAAUCCUGUUUUACAUAAACAAUGAAGAUUUACACAUCAACCUUCCAUCUGAUAAUGUGUCAAAAUGGAGCGAGCCAUUAGCUGGAAAUCAAUGGAGGAUUUAGCACUAAAUACAAUCACAAGAGCUGGACUCUCUGUGGACUAAAGCUGAGAACAGAGAAGACAUCACUCCAGUCAUCCAUCCAUUGUCUAUACACCGCUUAAUCCUCACUCGGGUCACGGGGGGCUGGA